AUGAAAGUCCUAGUCGGCAGCCUCUCGGGUAUGAUACGGAUCUUCCUCCCAAGAGGCGGCCCUGCUGGUGGGCACACCCUCGAGGAUCUCGUACUAGAGAAGAAGCUCGACGGGCCCAUACUACAGCUACUCGCCGGCCGAUAUGCGGUGUCCGCAGUGAAGGCAGGCGGAGUGGCGGCCUAUUUCAACAUUCAGCAGGUCGCUACUGCAGCAGUUAUAGGAAUCUCAUUCCACUACAGGUUGCCAUACACAAAGAUUUCGCCCAGAUACCUGAUGGCUUCGGGUCAAUUCAUCACCGUGAACUCAGAAAUGACCAUGGAAUCCUACCGGUAUUCAAUACUGGCUGCCGCUGGUGAUAAUGUUGACCACAUGCAGAUGAGUGGCAAGAGGCUUACGGCCGAUUGGAGGACCAACUUGGGGGACCACAUCUCUUGGCUUGGCGCGGCCCGGUUCGAUCGAGGGCCGUUGGAUGUGGUGGCCCUCGGGGACCAAACCCUCUUUGUGGUCGACUAUAAGGGGAGAGUGAAGUCCCAACGAAGAUUAGAAUACCCGUGUACGUCCGCCCACGUCUGCGCCGCCCUCCAUGGAGCCAAUGAUAAGGAGACCACCCAUCAGCUCCUCAUCGGCACACAGACCGGUCACAUACUAGUCUUAAGAGAGCGUGCCCUGGUCUGGUGCUGUCUGGUGGGCCCAUCCCCCAUCACUGCCAUCAUAGUAGCGGAGUUCGGCGAUACCAUGGGGAUGAUAUGUUCCCUAGAUGAUGCCGGUCUCCUACAGGUAUCCUACCUUGGUACGGACCCUCCAGUAGCCAGUACCAUGGUCAAUACCGAUACACGAGCCUUGGACUAUGACCACAUGGAGGCUGAGCAUAGGCAACUCGUGAACACGAUAAAGCAAUAUCAGAAGACAGCAGAAGAUGAGGACCCUCCCCCUCAAGUCCGCUCCAGUGAAGUGACCGUCAGCGUCUCUGUACCGCCGACAAUCGAUCCCCCAAGUAGCGUUGACCUUUCGGUCUUCCAAGAUGGUCAGGACCAGCAAGGCCUCUAUAUGGUACAUGACGACUUCUCUUACCUCUUUGAUCGACACCCUCAGAAUGAUGGGCUACCACAGCAGCUCACAGUCGAUUUCGAGAUCACCAACACGGACCCUCGAGGUCGGGAGGCUAGAGGGCUCACUCUUACUGUCCAGCCCCUGUCCGAUGCAGUAGUGACCAUGACCACGAAGACCAUGGCACUCGGGGACGUCCAAGCGGGAGGCUCAUCCAUGCGAGUUUCUCUAUCCUUUUACGUCAGCGCUCAUGUCCUUUGCAGUAACCGUUCUGUGGAGCUCGUCGCGGUGUACACUCUUGGCGAUAUCCUCCAAUUUACCACGAGGGUCUUUGAGUUGCCAUUGUGUUUCGUAGCUCGUCUGAUACCACCUACGAAGGAGGCCAAUUUCAAAGUUGCUAUCGGCGCCAGUGCUAUCCCCCCUACUUUGGCAGACAUCUUCCAGGACUUCCUCGAGGGGUCCCUGGUUGGCCCUGAAGGCACCGUCCGGAAUGCCCUCUCGAUGCGGCUAACCUGUGGGAAGGAUGUGACCAUUCUGCAGUCGAAGACCAGCAGCAGAUUCUGCGUCCAGUCGUCCGACUUUGGUCCGCUGUGGGUCGGUCUGGCCGAGCUCGAUAAACGCUGUAGGGAGUUUUUCAAUGGCGACUUCAAGCUGACAUAUUUGGAUUCCCUCCCACUGCAGGAUUACUUCGCGCUCUUGGAUGAUCAUUUCUCGAUUCGGCAUCAUCUACAGGGCCUUCGGUUGGCUGUGGACAAGGAAUCCUCCCGAUACAGGGAUAACCAGAAGCAGCUCUUGACGAGGCUGAAGGACAAGCAGCCGACUGACCUUAAUGGAAUCGAUGAACUUCUAGAAGUUACAUACGGCGGCCUCAUCGAAGUUCUCGACGAAAUUGAGGAUGCCCGCACUGCUCUGCGCGUCAUUGGUGGUGACCUUGCUGCUGCCACAGAGCUCAUGAUUGGCCUCAUGCAAUGGAGGUUUGACAUGGGCCACGAAGAUGUCCAAUACCUCCGCCGUGUCCUCUCCUCCACUACUCUCCUAACGGCCGCUGACGCCCCGACCACCGACUUUGAUCUUCCAACGGAAACCGAGGCCACUCAUCUGAUGGCCCCCACCCAAGGCUGGCAGGAGAGGACUGAAUGCGCCAUCAGCCAGUUACUGAAGACAGCGGCCUUCUCCAAGUCCGGCCAGGACGAGGUCUACAGGUUAGGGCAGUGCCGCAUCGCCGCAGAUACCAGUCGUCUGAAGAAGCUCAUGACUCGACUUAUCGAACGCCUGGCGCAUGGCGCGAGGCCCACCGCUCGUAGGGAGUGA
Messenger RNA from Perkinsus marinus ATCC 50983, 2358 nucleotides. RefSeq lists its product as hypothetical. Gene Ontology annotation, biological process: cilium assembly. NCBI's taxonomy places the organism in Eukaryota, Perkinsozoa, Perkinsida, Perkinsidae. Gene Ontology annotation, cellular component: membrane; BBSome. The transcript has 24 exons. Bases 1 to 2358 code for a protein of 785 amino acids. The record is from RefSeq and is a predicted model, not a curated record.